AAGACAGCUUUAGGGCAUUUUAUCCAUUCGGCCAUCUGUGAUGGCGAUAACAAGGCGAUUGAGCGUCUAUCCCUUUGCGGUGACACCUUUGCCAUAGCUAUUGGCGGUAGCCACUCCACGUCGUCAAUCCUUACCAUGCUAUUUUAUGCACUUGCACCGAGACCAGAACUUCAGAUGCAGCUACGGGACGAGAUCAAAACUGCAGGAAUCAUCACACUUCUCAAUGAUGAAGAGCGUGUGCUGACAGAAGGGGUCGCUGCGGAGAGGCUUGGAAAUUUAGUCUUGAUGGACGCUUGCAUCAAUGAGACCAUGAGACUGUAUCCAUCUAUACCUUCAGGUGGUGCCCGACAGACAACUAGCACGCGAAUUCAAAUAGGAAAUCAUUGGAUACCCCCAGACACGGUUGUGGUAGCCCCCAGGUGGUCUAUUGGAAGAUUGGAGUCGGCAUUUGAGAAAGCCACGGAGUUCAUACCCGAGAGAUGGACUACAAUGCCCCAUAUGGUACAGGACACCCGUGCCUUUAACCCCUUUUCGAUGGGGCGUCACUCUUGCCCUGGAAAACAGCUGGGGUUAUUUGAGAUCCGCAUAGUUGCCGUCAUGAUUCUUGCCAAUUUCACAUUUACAUUUGCUCCUGGUAAAAAAAGCUCAUGAUGGUGUGGUCUGGGAUGCUGUAGAUGCGUUUGUAGCUAUUCCUGGGGAUCUUGACCUUGUCUUCAAACCUCUUAACUAAUU
This is a messenger RNA of Xylaria bambusicola, 732 nucleotides long. Its product is annotated as cytochrome P450. Bases 136 to 651 code for a protein of 171 amino acids. Gene Ontology annotation, molecular function: iron ion binding; monooxygenase activity; oxidoreductase activity, acting on paired donors, with incorporation or reduction of molecular oxygen. NCBI's taxonomy places the organism in Eukaryota, Fungi, Ascomycota, Sordariomycetes, Xylariales, Xylariaceae. The record is from RefSeq and is a predicted model, not a curated record. The transcript is spliced from 3 exons.